CACAAUUUUCAACACGCAUGCACAUUUCACAUCAUGCACACGUUAUACCACUCUGACAAUGAGUCAUACCGUUGAGUGUAAUAGGAAAUCUCUUGUAUAUGAGUGAGCCAUAGGAGUUGUCCGACCAGUGAAGACGAGUUCGAAACAACGAAAAUAAACAGUCGCGAAGCUAAAACAAUGGAAGUUCAUCGAUUUCGUGUUGUUCGCUCUGAUUUUCCAAAUUUCAGCAGACGAGAAGUUAUUGGUUACUAUAGUCUAGAUGGAAACAGAAAAUUUAUGCCAAGUACAGCUCAAUUAAAGUACCUUGUCCGUCCGUCAGAUAUUAACACUGAAAUUGAUCUAAAAAAAGGCUACCAUUUGUAUCAACGUAAACCAGCCGCAGCUGAUGAAGAAAAAUUGGAAAAUCUACUUUAUUGGAUUUUGCUACACACUCCCAAAAUCAGAGCCAACCAGGGCUCUGAUCGAUGGCUUCAGCCACAUUUUAUUUGCUAUCGUGGCCUCUUGACUACCAUAUGCUGUUCACCAUUUGAAAAGAAAGAGGGGUGGAUAAUCUGUGCUUCUAAAUGGCGAGGGACAAUAUAUCUAAAUGCGUUUGACACGGUGGAAAAGCAGCAUUAUAAAAAAAAUAUCUCAGAGGAUGAGCUAAAGUUCAUGUCAUGGGGAUAUAAAUUUGAACAGUAUUUACUUACAGGAUCACCCGGGCAAAUCCCAGAUACUUCGCAGGCUGUAAAUGAAGCACUACAGUUCAACUGUAUCUUCAAAUCUACACUUGCUGAACAUAAAUUAUUAUAUGGGGCAGAGAUUGAUGGGGUUGUAUCAGAUGAAGUAUUGGUAGAGCCAAUAGCUUGGGAGAAUAUAAAACUAGUAGAGCUAAAAACAAAAAAAAUUAUGCACCUCCCGAAGCAGCAUCAUUUGUUUAGAAAAACCAACCUCAUGAAAUGGUGGUGCCAAAGUUUUCUUGUUGGCAUUGAGAAUGUCCUGUGCGGAUUCAGAGAUGACAAUGGAUUUGUGAGGAAGAUAACCAGUUUCAACGUUGCAGAGAUGCCCAUAAUGUCUAAGGGACUUUGGGAUGCGUCGACAUGUAUCAACUUUGGUAAUGAUUUUCUACGCUUUGUCAAAUCAGUGGUUAAAGAGGACUAUGAUAAAAACGUCUACAAAUUUGAGUGGGCACCAGGUAGAAACGUACAGGUGGAAGUGUUCCCUGGUGAAUGCGAAUACUCGGUACUCCCACAAUGGUUCAUCAAUGAUGCUGAACCAUAUAAUUGCAUCAACUAACAGUUUAGAAUUUAAAAUAAUAAUGGAAUUAUUUAUGUAUGUGAAAAUAAAGUUGUUUGGUUUAUGAUUA
Molecule: messenger RNA, 1345 nt
Organism: Athalia rosae (coleseed sawfly)
Lineage: Eukaryota; Metazoa; Arthropoda; Insecta; Hymenoptera; Athaliidae
Product: decapping and exoribonuclease protein-like
Exons: 5
Coding region: 178-1275 (365 amino acids)
Biological process (GO): NAD-cap decapping; nuclear-transcribed mRNA catabolic process
Cellular component (GO): nucleus; cytosol
Molecular function (GO): mRNA 5'-diphosphatase activity
Source: RefSeq, a predicted model, not a curated record